Molecule: messenger RNA, 4809 nt
Organism: Leucoraja erinaceus (little skate)
Lineage: Eukaryota; Metazoa; Chordata; Chondrichthyes; Rajiformes; Rajidae
Gene: ankrd55
Product: ankyrin repeat domain 55
Exons: 11
Coding region: 63-2042 (659 amino acids)
Molecular function (GO): protein binding
Source: RefSeq, a predicted model, not a curated record
UUUUCCGCUUGAAAUACUGGAGAUGCUGUUCUCUUGAUCCUAUUUUAAGUGAUGAUAUAGAAAUGGAUUUUAGUUCUUCAUCUGUUUUUGAUCAGCACAAAGACUCUGCAGAGGAAAUCGACCUCACUGAGGUUUAUCAGGCAGCAUCCAAUGGAGAUAUCAACACCCUGACAGCAGUGAUUCGUGAGGACCCUUCCAUUUUGGAAUGUUGUGACAAUGAAGGGUCAACUCCAUUGAUGCAUGCAAUAUCAGGUCGGCAACUUGAUACAGUGAAGCUGCUGCUCAAGAUGGGGGCUUCUAUCAAUACUGAAGAUGCCUGUGGACGAACUGCACUAUCUCUAGCUACAUACUUGGGCUGGCUAGAUGGUUGUGUAACACUACUCCGAAAUGGUGCCAAGCAAAAUAUCCCAGAUAAAAAUGGAAGACUUCCCCUUCAUGCAGGCACUGCUGAAAAUAAUGUCAGACUCUUAGGUCUGCUGUUGCAGCAAACUACUAUGUGUGAAAUAAACCACCAAGACAAUGAGGGUAUGACCCCACUUCAUUGGGCUGCUUUUCAUAACCGGCCACAACAUGUCCAGGCUUUAUUACAAAAAGGAGCUGACCCAACCUUGGUUGAUAAAGACUUUAAAACAGCCCUUCACUGGGCAGUGCAGAGUGGGAAUAGAAUCAUGACUUCUAUAAUUUUGGAUCAUCACCUGACCCCAUCUAUAAUAAACUAUGAUGAUGAAAAUGGAAAGACCAGUGUUCAUAUAGCAGCAGCAGCCGGGUACAGUGAUAUCAUCUAUGAACUUGCAAGAAUACCAGAGUGCAAUCUGCAAUCACUUGAUGUGGAUGACAGGACACCACUUCAUUGGGCUGCUGCUGCUGGGAAGGCAGACUGUGUGCGAUCUUUGAUAGAGCUAGGCGUGGAUAGCAGUCCAAGAGAUAUCAAUGAAAACACUCCUUUAACAUAUGCAAUGUACUGUGGGCACACAGCAUGUGUCAAGCUGUUUUCACAGGAGAAUAGAUCUGACCCUACAAGACAGCAAUCUGCUCAAAGCACAAAGAAGAAGGAGGGACGUUUUAGUGUUUUGAACCAGAUAUUCUCCUGUAAGAAGAAAAAAGAUGAGCAAAAAAUCACUCGGAAAGAUAAAAACAAGGACAAAUGUCUGAGAGAUGAAACUUCUGAAGUUGAUGAGAUCAUAACAACUUUUGAUUGCAUUUUGGAUCCCAAAAAUUGUGAUGACCUGGAAAAGCGGGUACAAGAGAAUAGACUGAGGAAAACAACUGCAGAGCUUACAAUUCGAAAAUGCCGGCCUUCAAACAAAAACCAAAUAUAUAAAAGUCUUCCCCCUAUACAGACAGAGAGCCUUCCACCACCAAUGCGUAACUAUCCUCUGUUUUCAAAUUCACCUUGUAUGAUUCACGACGCAGAUAGUAAACCUAGUACACAUCAUUUUGCGCACAGAUCUCAAAAGAGCCGCAGUGAACAUGACUUGUUUGUGAAUCGAACCAGUGCUCAACAAAUUUUGGAUGGUCUUUGGGCUAAAGAUACCAAUCAUAUUUUGCCUCACAAAGCAUGGACUGCUCCUCCUUCAGCAAAGUUGUUGGAAGUUUUUCUGCAAGAAAGGGCCAAACAUAUGGAACUCUCACAGCAUCCUCACCUUCCCUACUUACACAGCAAUCCUAAAGGUGAAAAUGUACAUAUAACCCCCUUUGAGAAAAUGAAAGUAAAAGAUUCAAUACCUGCAAGGUCCUACCUGGCGCCUAUUGUCGAUGACUCUGUUCAUAAAUGUAAUCUUCGAUCAGAAGUGCCAAAAACCAGAGCACAGCCUCUGACUUCUCUAUGGACUGCUCCAGUAAAUCGCCCACCAAGACUCCCAUCUAGAAUGCAAAGAGAGGGGACUAGUCAAAGCCGUUCAUUUUAUUCAUUUUUGCCAGUGAUAUCACGCGAUUCUAUGAGAGUCAACCCUGUACUUCCCGCUAUCCCAAUUCAGAAGAAGAUCACACAUUCAGAAGACUUGUCCAAGUUUGAAAACAAUUCCCAGAGAGAGAGUCAAUAAAUAUACGAAAGAAGGACAAAAAUUUGGAAAUCAAGUUUGCUACUUGAUCCAUUCUGAAAAAGGUGAUUACAACCUAUGUAUUGAUAGACAUGUUCAAAUUAGGUGAGGGAAAACCAGUCAUCACAGUGUUCCUAAUCAUUAAUCAGCAGACCUUUCUAAAAAAUCCAUACAAGUUAACAGCAGAUAAGGACCAGAUCAAGUAAGUAAGUAAGUAAGUAAGUAAGUUAGUUUAUUGGCCAAGUAUUCACAUACAAGGAAUUUGCCUUGUUGCUCCAUCCACAAGUAAAAAUAUGACAUACAAUGACAGUUACGAAUGACUCAGAAAACACUAAACAUUAAUAAUAAUUAAACAUUAAUGAUAAAACACCAUUGAUCAAGCAUGUGAACCAACAAAAUACCAGAUCACAGGGAGGCUACAGAUUUUUGGCUGUUGAGUAGAGCAACUACUCAUGGAUAAAAACUGUUUUUAUGUCUGGCUGUGGCAGCUUUGACAGUCUGGAGUCGUCUUCCAGAGGGAAGUGAUUCAAAGAGUUUGUGGCCAGGGUGAGAGGGGUCAGAGAUGAUCUUACCCGCUCGCUUCCUGGUCCUUGCAGUGUACAGUUCAUCAAUGGAGGGAAGGUUGCAGCCAAUAACCUUCUCAGCUGAUCGGACGAUUCGCUGCAGCCUCCAGGUGUCGUGCUUGGUGGCUGAGCCAAACCAGACCAUGAUGGAGAAGGUGAGAACAGACUCUACGAUGGCCGUGUAGAAUUGGACCAUCAUUGCCUGUGGCAGAUUGUUUCUCCUCAGCUGCCGCAGGAAGUACAUCCUCUGUUGACCUUUUUGACUGUGGAGUCGAUGGUAGCCCCCCCACUUAAGGUCCUUGGAGAUGAUGGUUCCCAGGAACUUGGAUAGGCAUAUGGAUGAGAAGGGAAUGGAGGGUUAUGGUAUGAGUGCAGGCAGGUGGGACUAAGGGGAAAAAGUUGUUCGGCACGGACUUGUAGGGCCGAGAUGGCCUGUUUCCGUGCUGUAAUUGUUAUAUGGUAUAUGGUUAUAUGGUUAACUUAAAAUACUCCACAGAUGUGACUGUGAUGUUGUUGGUGGUGAGUGGGGUGAGAGAAGGGGGAGCUCUCCUAAAGUCUACAAUAAAUCCCACUGUCUUAAGAGCAUUGAGCUCGAGGUUGUUGUGAUGGCACCAGGACGCCAGCUGUGACACUUCCUGUCUCUAGGCAGAUUCCUCCCCAUCCUGGAUCAGUCCAAUCAGGGUUGUGUCAUCCGCUUGAGAAGCUUGACAGAGGUUCAAGUUUAACUACAAUACUUUUACAAGACCAAAUAACUUGAUACAGCAUAAGAGAGUGAACUGAUGUUAUGUUAGCAUUGUAGGCUUUACAUAUGCCAAACUUUAACAUCAUCCUGAUGCAUUUUCUGAGGUCCACUUAAUUGCAAUACAUUUUCCAAUACUCUCACUAGGAUUAUCUCUAGCACACAGAUCAUUUACCUGCUUGCUACAAUAUAUUAAAUAUAUUGGUUGUAAUUACAUUAUUCAUCAUGGAUCAGGUAUUAAACUUUACCACUCUGGAUUGCUCAUCCUCUCAUUAUGUUAAUAAUCUUACCUAUGAAAACUUUUUUUUUGGAUUUUGAUACCUUCAGCAUGUUCCAAGUUUUAUUUUGCAUAUAUUCAAAUAAUCGUGCAGUUACAUUAGUGCAUUAUACAGACGUGAACAUCCACAGUGUGCUGGACAUCAGUCCCAGUGGAAGAACACACAAAUCACAUUCCCCUCUUCUUUCCCUUUACCUCUGUAACUUUUUUUCUCUCACAUGUCCAAGGGAAUUAAGGGAUAAUAUGCAAUGAUCUUCUGUCAAUUUCAGGUAAAUCUGGAGGGAACAAGCAUCGUGAUUGUUCAUUUCUCCUUUGAUUCAUUUGGCACGACUACUCUAUGCGCUGAUUUACAUUGCCAAUUAACCUUCCAGUACUUUUUUGCAGUGUUGGAGGGUACAGGAUCAUCUGGUGGAAACCCAUACAUUUAUGAGAAAGAUGUGUAAAUGCCACAAAGACAGCAGCCAAAGUCAGGAAGAAAAAUGAUUGAUACUUACUUGGAAUAUCUGCAACUGCCAAAAUGAAGUACUUAUUGCCAAGUGUAGGAUCAAAUUAGUGAAAAGCUAAAAAUGUUAAAUGUUUUCUGCCCACAGAAGUGACCUUGGAUUCUAAGGUCAGGUUCUGAUGACAAUUCUCUAUGCUUAUUCACUCCAGAUAUGUCUGAAAUCUCAAUAUCUUAAUUACUUGGUUUACACAUGAUGAAUGGUCACGUUAGUAUUGCACCAUAUGUUGAUUGGUAUCAUUGGACCAGUAUACCAUUAAGACAUUGAUAUCUAAAAGAGACCAAAAGUGAGAAGAAAAGUUUAUGGGUAAAAUAAAAAUACAAAAGUGCUAGUGAAAUACGAUUUACAUUUUGUAAUGCAUUAUUCAUAUGAAUACAUAAAAAUGAAAAUACAUCACCUACAACUUUUAAUCUCAACCAACCACUCCAUUUUCCAAUGACAUCCGCUUCAGGUCUUGUGCUACAUUCAUUCUUAAGCUCAACUAUGCAGCCACUCAUCUUAAGAUCAUAUUUAAUGUUACCCUUCUAAUACAAUGCAAUCAUGCCAAAAUAUUAAAUGAAUUUUGCAAAUGAAUUAUGAAAUUUCCAAAUGCGUCACAAAUUAUAAUAGAUAAAAAUGAUCCAUGUUGUUAUUUUUAUUUGUCCGAGAUCAGUGGGUGAUGGGGAAUGGUGCUGGGUCCACAGGGAUCAGU